Canis lupus familiaris (dog) is the source of this 2207-nucleotide messenger RNA. It is a transcript of the gene ZC4H2, whose product is annotated as zinc finger C4H2-type containing. The transcript has 5 exons. The coding region runs from base 95 to 859 and encodes 254 amino acids. Gene Ontology annotation, cellular component: nucleus. Gene Ontology annotation, biological process: positive regulation of neuron differentiation. The record is from RefSeq and is a predicted model, not a curated record. Lineage: Eukaryota; Metazoa; Chordata; Mammalia; Carnivora; Canidae.
CCCUUUGGUCCCUGGGCUUCAUGGCUGGUCCUGGAGCUGCGGACUACAGCUCCCAGGCCUGCUCCGAAUCCCUACCGCACAGGCUCAGAGCCCAAUGCCCGGAGGCGGUGGUUACGUUGUGUCUAUUGUAUGCCUGGGUUUGUAUUUGUACAUUUCUCGGGACGUGAAAUUGGGAGUGAAGAGCAUGGCAGAUGAGCAAGAAAUCAUGUGCAAAUUGGAAAGCAUUAAAGAGAUCAGGAACAAGACCCUUCAGAUGGAGAAAAUCAAGGCACGUUUGAAGGCUGAGUUUGAGGCUCUUGAAUCAGAGGAGAGGCACCUGAAGGAAUAUAAGCAGGAGAUGGACUUGCUGCUACAGGAGAAGAUGGCCCAUGUGGAGGAACUCCGACUGAUCCAUGCUGAUAUCAAUGUGAUGGAAAACACCAUCAAACAGUCUGAGAAUGACCUAAACAAGCUGCUAGAGUCUACCCGGCGGCUACAUGAUGAGUAUAAGCCACUGAAGGAACAUGUGGAUGCCCUACGCAUGACUCUAGGCCUACAGAGGCUCCCUGACCUAUGUGAAGAGGAAGAGAAGCUCUCUUUGGAUUACUUUGAGAAGCAGAAAGCGGAGUGGCAGACGGAGCCUCAGGAGCCCCCCAUCCCUGAGUCUCUGGCCGCUGCAGCUGCUGCUGCCCAACAACUCCAAGUGGCUAGAAAGCAGGACACUCGGCAGACAGCCACCUUCAGGCAACAGCCCCCACCUAUGAAGGCCUGCUUGUCAUGCCAUCAGCAAAUUCAUCGGAAUGCACCUAUAUGUCCUCUGUGCAAGGCCAAGAGUCGGUCCCGGAACCCCAAAAAGCCAAAACGGAAGCAAGAUGAAUGAAGAAAUGGAGAACACAUAGAGCUCUGCUGCUCAUAAUUCCUUCCAUGGCUAGAGUGAUUAAUUUCUUGAUUUGAAACCACCCUGCCCCACCUCUACCAAGUUUCCUAUUUAAUGUGAUGGAAGCACAACCUCUCUCCUUUGCUCUUCUUUCUUCUCUUGGGGUUUCUGAUUUAAGAAGAGAUAUGGUUCAGGUGCUAAUGAUAGUGUGUCUGAUGAUCCCUUCUCUCCCACCCACAUUUCAACUCCUGCCCUUAUUUGAUGCUGAGGGAAGGGCAGAGGCCAAGAUGUGAUUCUCUGCCUCGUGUCUGAGGCCUGGGACCUAAGCGCUGAGGGCUGGAGGAGGCCCUUGUUUCAGGUGAAGGCUCCAGUGUGCCCCCUCCUUAUACUUUUACAUUAGGCUCUGAAGGGGCAACAGUCUUCUUGCUGAACUUUCCAGUAGACUUGGUGUAUAUAUCUUCCCCACAAACCCCUCCUCAUCUCAUGUUGUCUAAGGAAGGCCCAGAGGUCAGUUGGACAAGACCUCCUUUUAUUAUUCAUUUGGGAAGCCUGGCUGCUAUUAUGGAGUUCACUCCCAUGCCAGUUUCCCAGAUAGGGUAAAGUUCUCAGGUAUAGGUUGUGUGUCUAGAGAUCCUGAGACCAGCAGGCCUUUCCCAUAACCCUUGUUUUUCAAAUCAAUGACAGAAUUUCCUCACAGUGAAAUCAGUGAGCUGCAGCUAUCCACAAGUCCUAUGUAACUUGCUGCCUAGAUUAUCGGGCUCUACUGUACAGGCUGCCUUAGAAUGAGAGGGGCCCCAGGCUGACAUCUCUGUUGCCAAAUGUUCAAAAUCAUUUUUAUUCAAACCCAUUAUUCUGGCAGUUUCUCAAUGAUAUAUCUUAGGGGUUAAAGGCAUGAGCUGAUAUUCAAGUGAGUGCCAACCAUUUCACAUAGGUAGGAGGGUGGAAUUUCCCCUCCAUUCAUCCCUCCCUCUCUUGGGUCUGCUCUCUUGUAAAGCAGCCUCAGCUCAAGUCAGCUGCUGGCUACUCCCUUUCCUAUAGAUUGUUUUGGUGGCCUUCCCUUACAAAAGAAAAGGCACUAGGCUCCCCAAGCUCUACAGUUCUCCUCUCUACCAAAAUCAGAUUUCUAGUCAAGUCACUUUCAGACUUAAAAGACAGAGAUGGAGGUUGGCUUUAGCUCCAAGUCUCAGUCCCUGGCUGGGGAAAGGGGAUCUUUUUCCUACCUUCCUUAACUAUAGUUUUAAGUUGCCAGUGUUUGUUUAUUCAUAAUAUAAAAAGUUACUCUGCUUUUUGAAAGUGAGAGUGUUAUAUGUGUACAAAUUCUUUUAAAUAAACAUUUGUUCAUUUGAGUGAA